Pseudogymnoascus verrucosus is the source of this 3610-nucleotide messenger RNA. It is a transcript of the gene ATG13, whose product is annotated as autophagy- protein 13. Gene Ontology annotation, biological process: protein localization to phagophore assembly site; autophagosome assembly; piecemeal microautophagy of the nucleus. The coding region runs from base 776 to 3610 and encodes 944 amino acids. NCBI's taxonomy places the organism in Eukaryota, Fungi, Ascomycota, Leotiomycetes, Thelebolales, Thelebolaceae. The transcript has 3 exons. The record is from RefSeq and is a predicted model, not a curated record. Gene Ontology annotation, cellular component: Atg1/ULK1 kinase complex; cytosol; phagophore assembly site.
CAAGACAGUAACAGUCCGCCCACCACAAAUGAACCUUCACCAUUCAUAGACCACUUUUGCCGUAUUUACUUGCCCAUAAUUGCAUUGAAAAAUAUCCCUUGUUGAUCUCUAUAUCUCCUAUCCUCGCCAUCUCCAGCUAUCCUUCCCAUUGUUUUAAUCACCCCAUAUCCCUCCCUAUCUCCCUAUCAUAGCCGCCGCGAAAGCUACCCGGGAAGGCGCGAGAUAGCGUUUGGAUCACGAGAGCUACCUUGCAGGUUACGGCAUGACCAUCUAACCAUCAUCAACCACCACCAAGCCACGUUCCCCUCCCCUUGAAAAUCCCCAACCAUCAACGGCAUAUAUACGUACAACGCAGGAGCACCAACCCCAACCUGCAGGAUCAACCUACCUCGCUGACGACUCACGAAUCCGCAUUCCCCUCCUCCGCCGACUCUUUGACCGCAGCCCAUGCUGUCUGCCUAGCUCCUUCCCUGGCCGCCUCACAUCCCUGCAUACCCUGUCUCUCACCUCACCAGCCACAGCAACAACCACCGCCUAGAACGAUCCAGAGCACCAGAGCACCAACUUACCGCCGCCUUGCGAGAUUCAACGGCAGAGGAGAUAUAUUCCUGCGAGCGCCACUCACUGUGACAAUGGAAGCUCUAGGGCAACUCCACCAUAUCGCGAGACUCUAUCACAACUGAACACCAUAUCGAACCUGCGCGGUUGAGCAGCAGCUGGAAUCCCCAUCGCCGCCACCACCCCCAGCAACAGCCCCUCCGAAUAGAAGCCUAUAAUGCAUCAACACCCCCGCCCCCCGCCGAAGGGGGCUUCUCCGGCGUCGUCGCCGUCGACAAACCCUUAUCGCACGAAUAAUCCAAGGGAAGGAGGGCAGAGUGGUCAUAGCCGGUUCGGAUCUGAUGCGCCGCAGUAUAGCGAGAAUGAGUCCGCUGGGAUUCGUGGGGAGAAUGUCGUGGCUUCCUCGGGGCCGAGUGCGGAGGCGAGGAGGAAGCUGGAUCAGAUUGUGCAGAACUUCCAUACCAAAGCGGCGACUGUGAUACUACAGUCGAGGAUGUCGUUUCCGACUAUUCGAACAAAGGAUCAGACGACGAAGGUUAAUAAAUGGUUCCAAUUAGAGACGGAUGAUACAGAUGCAUUUCGCGAAGACUUACGACUAUGGAAAACGUGUGGGGGGUUUGAGAAUCGGCCUCCGCCGUUGAUCCUUGAAACAUAUAUUGAUACCUCUGAUCUAUCAAACAAACAAAGCCUGGUCAUUGUGGAUGACAACGGCAAGCAUUGGGAUGUCGCGGAAGCGCUCAAUGAGGCUCAGGACUCGAAACACGGUGACUCACGCCACAGAAAACGACAUACAGAAGUUAUACUGGAACGUUGGAAGAUAGAGCUGAAGGAAGGCUCAACGGACGAAACAUACGAUUAUGGAGCCAUACUGCCGACGAUAUACAAGAAGGCGAUAGUCUUCUUUCGCACCCUGUAUGCAACUGCCCGCUUCACUCCUGUGUCGAAGUUUGUGAAGGCCAUCGGCAAGGCUCCAACAUCAAGAGGCGGGCUGAGAAUCAAUUGCCGGAUUAUCAACGGUGAAUCAUUUGUUCCAGCUCACCAUGACCCACUCACCAUCCCUCUAUUCCAAGGGGAUGGCGAAACGACGACACGAUUCAACCUAGGCGAGACAGAGAGCCCCGCGGGACCGUUCUCUGCUGAGGUCUGUUAUCGCAACGAUUGUAACUUCCGUGCUGCAGAUUCCGAAGCUUUACUCAGUGAAAGGUUUAUGGGUGCUGAGGAUUUCUUUCAGCCAACAUUAGCAUCAAGACGGGAAGAUCGCAGGAGAGAUACAAGGGUGACAGAGGUUGGUUCAUUACCUGUCAAUCGACGGUUUUCUGUGGAAGUGGAGCCGACGCAGACGUACGGAAGUUUGUCUACUUUUCACGGCGAAGGGCCAACGCUUGCUGCAAGUCCGAUCUCUGCAUUGCGGGCUGCUAGGAAUAUGGGGUCGGAGACUAACUCGCCACCUGCUGGGUCAUCCUAUGCGAAAUAUGCUCAGCCUUCGAGGCCGACAUCAAGGGCAAAUGAGAGUAUUGCUGCUGCGAGGAGACCAUCUGUGUCAUUUAAUCCGUUCAAAGCUGGUUCGCUGUCUGGGUCUCCUUUACCUGGCACGUCUGCGCCACAACAAGGAGAGAUGCUGCCCCCUGGGUCUUCACAGUCUGUGCCUCGCUCUGUUGGUAUGAGCGCAUUAUCACAGGCGCGGAAUAGAUCGUCUCUGACAGCGGGAAUGCCAGCGUCUUUGCGUGGCAUACCGAUUCAACAAGAUAACACUAUCUCGCCAUCGAGCUCACCAAAGACGGUGACUAUUAACCGAUAUAGCAGUAGCUUUAGCCAUCGUCGCGGCAGGCUAUCGUACGGCGGGACCAGCAGGGCAGAGGAUGACCAAGGGAGCAGUGGCAAGCAGAGCCUCUCGUCAUCGGCACAACCUGGAUCGGGAAUACUCGCAGAGGCCACUGCUGGCAGUUCAGGAUCGUUGCAGACUGAUGACGAUAACAUCUCGGAUUUUCUCAACGUCCUUGAAAGCAAUAAAAAUUUACCGAGCUUCCAACAAAGAGGCAAUGAAGCUGCCACUCGGCGAACGGCGUCACAGUUAACGAGGUUCCAAUCUAUGAGAGAGUCUCACAACAUCCUCACGGAAUCUUUGACCUCGUCGAUGCUCCUGCACCGCUCGUCAUCCUCGUCUAGCCGACAACUAUCAAGCGUCCCGCCGAUGGUUGCAGCAACGUCCAUCUCGACGUCAUCGUCGCCUGGCAAACCAAUUUCGCCACACACCCCGCAUACACCUGCGAUUCCCUCGCGCUUAAGCGCCAACUCCAUUGCUGAGUACUCACAACCUCGUCGUGAACGCACGCGCAGCACAGCGGAAGAAGAUCGCAUCGACGAUGUUUCCGGCGACGAGGACGAUAAUGGCCCUGGUACCACUGCGAUCGACAUCCCUCUCUCGCCCAGGCCACGCCAGUAUGCUAGUCGUCGCUCCAGCUCGGUAGCCCAGGAGCAACGCACCCUCGCCGUCGAUGACGAUGAUAACGACCUCCCAUUCCACCGCAGCAUCAGCCUUGGCGCCGAUGACCGCGAACCCCCCAGCCUCAGCGAUCUGCGCGGCUUCGGUCGGGUCCCGGGAACUGUGCCGGAGGAGACACGCGACCGCUCUUCUCAACCCGCACCGGGUAUCGGGAGCGCGGCUAUGGACGGACAACUAUCAUGUCUUGAUAGCGAUUCGCCCCCUGUCCCGCGCUCUUCGGCACCGGGAUCACAACAACGCCCCACGCGACGACCGAAGGUAGAUCGCAGCUCGCUGUCGGCGCAGACGGGAUCAUCGUCCAGCGGCGUGGUAGACACCAGACGCGCAGGUAGCGGAGAGCACGAGCGCACGAAUCGGUAUAGCUUCUCCCGCCCCCUUGGGCCGCCGUUUGAUGAUGACGAGUACCCGCUGCUCUUCGAUAUGAGCGAGAUCGGGAGGAACUCGGAGCAGUCGCGGCGUAGUCUCGAAGAUGGCCGUGAGGGGGCUGGGGCGGGGAGCGAGAGGGAUUCGGGUGGUGGGAGUCGGAGGGGGAGUCACAGGGGGUGGUGA